AUGCACAACAUCUCAAAUACUAAUCGUACAAUUCAACCAGAUAAAUUAGAGUCUCUAGAGAGUAUCUUCAUAUUAAUAUUUACAUAGUUUAAAUGCUCUCUUUCAAUAAUGAAUUGUUUUAAUAACUCUUAUAAAUUUGGAGAGACAAUCACAUUCCAGAUUGCCAUCAAAAAUACUUCUAUAACAUACUUAAAACUCAUGAAACUUAAGCUCUCUCUCUUAUACGCUAAGAGAUCGACAGUUUUCAAAAUAAUAAUAGUAUUGUGAAAACAUUGCUUCAAUUAACCUUAAGUAGAGAGCAUUGUCUACAAGAAAUCUAAAAGACAAAAUGUUUUAUUUUAAUGGAUUUCGUUAGAUUAAUUUCAAAAUAAAUCUAUGAUCUUAGAAAAUUAACUUACAAUUUAAUUGAAUUCCAUCGUAAAUGGAGAAAUUCACUAAGUGCUAAGUUUAAAUACAAUUAUGCAUGGAUCAUCAAUCGUAAAGAUUAUUUAUUCAAAAUAAUUGAUGAUUCUAAUAUAUUUCAACGUACACAUCCUAAACUACUAAGUUACUUCAAUCUUAAGGACUCUGAUAUUUUUUAUUUGAAUAUUAUUCAAUAAGCUCAUUUGGAAAAUGUAGAAUAUUUUGAUUUUUUGGCAAUACAUCUAAUAAAACAAUCUUAAGUUGAACGAAUGAUAGAAUCAUUCAGAUAUUUUUCAGAUUUAACUACCGAACCUCAUUUGUAGUAAACUUACUAAAUGAUAGAAACUAUAUCAUUUAGAACUAAGACAUCUAUGUAAUUUAAUUCUCAAAGAAUGAAGAUUGACAUUCCAGCUGUCACUUAAUUGGACGAUUAUCCUAGUACAAUGUUAUAUGCUUAAGAAGAUCUUUAAUUUAAAAUUUAUCAUUAUCCUUAAAAAGACUUUGAGAAGGUGAUAACCUUUUGGUAAAGUUAGAAUGUGAAAGAAUUGAAUGAAGCUUUUAAGUGUCCUAUGGAUCAUCUUAAAGAUGUCUUUUUGUUUUGGCAAGAAGCAACAAUCAUACAAAUAAAUCAAACAGCUUUAAUUUUAUGUUCUAUAGAUCAAGAUUGCAAUUAAAGAAGAUGGAUUAUUCAUUCAAUUUACAUUGUUCAAGAAUAAGAAUCUUGGCAAUAAAGAUUCAAUAAGAUAGUUUAACAUUUUAUUAAAAUGUUAAUUUAAAAAGUAGAUCCCUUUGUUUCUUUAGUGAUUUCAUGUAGCAAUGAUAAACCUAUAAAAUAGUUAUUGCAAUAAUUGAAAUUCACUUUUCUUAAAAAUGUUUCUUAUAUUUAAUUUGCAGUUUCCUUUUAUGAAUUUAAGAUAAAUUAAAAUUAAAUAAAUCAGAAUUAAAUCAGUUCUGGGUCUAGAAAGUACUUUACUCCUUUGAGUUUGAGAAUGAUUCGUAUUUUUGCCACAUAAACCCACUCAUAAACGAUAACUGAUGAGGAAUUAUUAAUUGCUUAAUUUAGUGCUAAUUUGGGAAAGAACAAUAUUAUACAUUUUGAAAACAAUAUUACUGCUCUACAACCUAUAUUGUCUGUAUUUAUUAUAUUUAUAACGAUUUUUCAAAGAAAUCAAAAUUGUAUGGUCAAGAAUACGUGUUAGUUCAUAAACAAUAAGACAUAAAGAAUAGAUUCUAAGUGCAAUUUAACUCUCCUAUUGAUGGGCCUGUAUAUUUUUAAAACUUUGCUAUAAAAUUGAAUUUUCAAUACUUUUCAAGUGAAAUACAUCGUAAUACAAAUGCACCAUAUAUUCGUUUGAUUCCUGUAUGAUAAUAUUCCUUAUUCCCUUAGCAUCCUUCGUAGAAUGAAUAAGAGGCAUCGGUUUUGGAAUUAACUUCUAAUGAAAUUUAAUCACGUAGAAUUUAUCUUGUCUCAACAAUACACCCAACUAUUAAGAUGUAUACUGUAACCUAAUAAUCCUUAGAUACAUAUAUGAGGUUUAGAAAAAUGAAAUAACAAAAUCAAAUAUCUAAUAACAUGUUAAUUCAAUUUUUGAGAAAUUCGAUAAGAAAUAGGAAGGAUUACAAAGUUUAUGGUUACCCUUCUUUAGAGCAACAAACAAUUCCCUUGCCUUACCAAAUUCAAUUAUAAAUGGAUUCUUUUAAAAUAACACUUCAGUUUCUUUUUGUUACCAUAGAAUUGCAGGGUUCCAUUCUGUUUCUAAUGUUCAUGAUUUAGAUAAAGUUAUACAACCUCCCUUUUUGAUUGGAAUAAUUUAAAAUGAUAUAGAAUAAAUAAAUAAGCCAUUGUUUUCUAUGUUGGUUGAGAAAGAUUGCAUAAUAAAGAGUUCAGAAAUGAUUCAGUAAGGGACUCAGUAUGGUUAAUAGAUAAUGCCUUUGAUUAUGCAACCUAGAGAUAUUGAUGGGAAGAUAAAUGAACUACUAAAAAUAAAUGUAUUGGAAUUAUAGAAAUCAUUCAAUUCUGAUCCUUACUAUUUAUCAUAGAAGUUGAAGUAUGGAUUAGAAGCUGCAUUAAUGAAUAUAAAUAAUGGAUAUGCACUUAUUUAUGUUGAUGAGAAUCAUUUUCAAGAGAAGAAGUGGAUAAUUGAGUCAAUAAUGACAAAUAAUAUUGAUCAUGUAUCAGGAUUAUUAUUGAAGUUGAGUGAAUAUAUAUUUAAUGCAGAUUAAUUUGCUAGUGAAAUCUAAAUCAGUUAGGUAUAAACAUAUAUUUAAUGAUUAAGAAUCAUUAUUCUGAUUAGGGUGAAUUGGUAGCAAAUAAGUAGGUAACUGAUUGCAUUAGAAAAGCUAAAUUUAAAUGGAGAUUAGUAGAUAAUGAUGCUAGAAGCUAAUAGAGAAAGACAAUUUAUAGUUUAAAGCGAUCUGUUUAAGAUUUGUAUUUUAUAAUAUGAAAUAGUCCUCCGAAAUAAGAGAAUUAGAUUUGUAUUCAAUUCUAGUGUUAUUAUGCAUUAUAGUAAAGUGAAUAGAAAAUAGAAACAAAAAAUAAAUUAGAAUAUUUUAGAGUCAAAGAUUUUUAUUAAUUUUUUGAAGAUUGUUUUUAAUUCCAUAUGGAUAGUGAGUAUUAAGAUGAGAAUCCUUUUUUAAGAAAUAAAUUUUAAUAAUAUUAGGGUUCUUUGGGAAAUUGUGAAUUUAGAGUAUUGGGUAAUUAGAAUGAAUUGAGAUAGAGUUUAAAAUUGGAUAUAAAAUUACCAAAAUUUGAUGAGAGAUUUUAGAUGGUAUUUUAUAUAAUGGGAUUGAAUAGUUUAAUGUUUUUUAGAUGAAUACAUAAUUGAGAUUGAAAAGAUAAAGAUAGGUGAUGAUUAAGAAUAAGAAAUACAUUGAGAUUCCAAACAUUGAAGGUGUUCAAUAGAUAUAUUAAUCUGAUUUGUAUUAGAAUAAUUUAAGGGUGUUUUUUAUACCAACAUCUGAUUCUAUGAGUUAUUUUUAUGUGAUUGAAUUACCAAAUUAAUAGAUGGUGAAUUAAAUAAAAUAGGAUUAUCUUAAUAUUACAUCAAUGAUAUGUUAAGUAUGUAUUUAUAAUAAUUGAUAGUCAUUUCAAUUCAAGUACAAUAAUAGUUGUAAAUCAUUGUUAAUAAAAGAGUUUGAUUAAACAUGUUAGAUGAAUAAAGAAUCAAAUAUGUUAUAUGUUGAUUUUGCUUUAAGUAGUGAAUUCACACUAGGACAAUAAAUAAUAGAAGAUGAAUAGAGGGAGAAUCAAUAAUGGAUAGUAUAAUUGCCAAUGAUGAGUGGAAUAGUGUAGAUAAAUGUGAAAAAUCAAUAUGAAAGACCAUUAAUUGGAUGGAUAAUCGAUAAAUGA
Paramecium sonneborni is the source of this 3751-nucleotide messenger RNA. NCBI's taxonomy places the organism in Eukaryota, Ciliophora, Oligohymenophorea, Peniculida, Parameciidae. The record is from the annotation of a GenBank genome assembly.